Molecule: messenger RNA, 1941 nt
Organism: Plasmopara halstedii
Lineage: Eukaryota; Oomycota; Peronosporomycetes; Peronosporales; Peronosporaceae
Exons: 8
Coding region: 1-1941 (646 amino acids)
Molecular function (GO): oxidoreductase activity, acting on CH-OH group of donors; flavin adenine dinucleotide binding
Source: RefSeq, a predicted model, not a curated record
AUGCCGAAGAGCCCUUACAAUGAGCAGUCACCACUGCUACGCCCGGGUUCCAAGUUCAUUAGCCACCGUACACGCCUCUUUUGUUGUGGUGCAGGAUCGCUUCUUCUGGUUGCAGGUACCGCGACUUGCAUCGCCAUCGUGCUGCGUUUGUUUUGGCGAACGGAGUCGUCAUCAAUGACAAUGACUCCCUUAAUAAAUGCGGACGAGUACGAUGCUAUCGUCAUUGGAGGCGGUCCAGCGGGUUCCGUGGUGGCAAAGUUACUGAGUGAUGAUCCAUGGCGACAUGUGUUGCUGAUUGAGGCAGGAAACGCAUCUCAGACACAAUUGGGUGGCAAGGGAGCGAUCUUAUCACCGCUUAAUACAAAGCGAUUAACGCCAUUCGACGUGCCAUUCUACUGGACUAAUGUCGCUAAUACGCCGUCGCUACACUGGGCAUACCCGGAUGUGAAUGUAGCUAGAGCAUUAGGGGGAUGUGGCAUUCACAAUGCUAUGCUUUACGUGCGAGCUUUGCCUUCAGACUUGGAGCGGUGGAACAUGUCAAAAUGGUCGUGGCACAAGGCUUUAGAGAUUUAUAUGGCUAUUGAAGAUUUCGACGGACCGAAUUCAAGUUAUCAUGGAAAAGGCGGAAUUGUGCGGACCAGUCCCGCUGCAUUUCGAUUUGAUGGAUCUCAAGAAUUUAUCGACGCGUGUGUUGAGUUAGGUAUCCCGCGCUCAAUGGAUUUUAACGCUCCCGACGGACGACACGGCGUUGGAUAUUACCACUUCAAUACGCGAGAUGGAAUUCGGGAGAGCGCCGCCAAGACAUUUCUUGGACCCAUUCUAGAUAGCUCGACUGGACAAUCUCGUCGAAAGAAUUUCAAGUUGAUGCUCGAUACGACGGUUACGAAAAUUGGUAUUGAUGACGACGAUGUAACUCAAGGAGUGGAAGUACGUUACGGCAAUGGCAUGACACAGUUGAUUCGCCUUGCCAAACACGGUGAAAUAAUUGUCACAGCGGGUGCAGUCAAUACGCCAAAAAUUUUGAUGCUCUCCGGACUCGGAAACCGUGAAACACUUAAAAAGGCGGGGUUACCUUUAAAAAAGCACUUACCUCGUGUGGGGAUGAAUUUGCAGGAUCACCCCGUGGUUGGAAUGGUAUUCGAGUACAAAAAGACACGCAACGUUGAUCUCAAAGCUGAUUUGGAGUCGUACUUUAAAGCCACCAACUUGGAAUACGCAAAUGCCUCCACACUCGGUCUAUUUGGCACUGUUGGCAUUAGAGCAGGAGCAUUUUUGACUCCGCCCGGAGCGACACUUCCCGAAAUCCAGCUUACGCUGUUUCCUCAGAAAUCCGAACCCCACAUGUCGAAUAGCUCAGGUCUAGAUCACACGACACAAGCAGUCAUCACAGUCGCUUUACUUCAUCCCUAUGCGCGCAAUCGUGUAAUUCUCGUUCACGAUGAGAAUGAAUCUGCAGACGACAACGACAUUGAUGAUCAUUUGAUUCCGCGAGUUGUGUCGGAGGUCCCGGAGACCAAACCCGAGCAUCUUAGACCAGGAGAUGUAUGGAAGAUUUCUUGGGCAAUUGGAGUUGUGCGCGAAAUUGCAGCAAAACUUGGUGAAAAGAACGUUAUAGGGCGUGAGCUAUCCCCGGGCGAUGAUAUCAGGUCUCCCGAAGACUUGGAGAAAUGGGUAUAUGACAAUGUAUUUCGGAAUUCGCACUGGGUUGGCAGUGCGUCUAUGGCACACUCCGAGAACGACGGAGUCGUUGAUAAUCAUUUACGCGUCUUCGGCAUCAAAAAUUUGCGAGUUGCUGACGCGUCUGUUAUUCCUUUUAUUCCAAAUGGCAACGUGCACUCAACUGUAGUCAUGGUAGCAAACCAUGCUGUAGAUAUUUUGCGUGAGGAUGAAGCCGUAUAUCGACGUCAUGGUACAACCGCUGUGUUCGGUUCGAAUGAUUGA